Lathyrus oleraceus (garden pea) is the source of this 1784-nucleotide messenger RNA. RefSeq names its product IAA-amino acid hydrolase ILR1-like 4. Gene Ontology annotation, cellular component: endoplasmic reticulum. Gene Ontology annotation, biological process: auxin metabolic process. The record is from RefSeq and is a predicted model, not a curated record. Gene Ontology annotation, molecular function: IAA-Ala conjugate hydrolase activity. NCBI's taxonomy places the organism in Eukaryota, Viridiplantae, Streptophyta, Magnoliopsida, Fabales, Fabaceae. The coding region runs from base 154 to 1488 and encodes 444 amino acids. The transcript has 5 exons.
UUCAGAUAUUUAUAUUCACUUGUGGAUCAUAGUUUACGAGUAAGACAAAGCUCCAAGGCAUGCAUAGGUAGUUGUAACCACUAAAGAGUCAACCACCUACUCAUCUUACAAAAACAAAACACCAUUUUUCAUACUCCGGCACCAAAACAAACCAUGUCUUCUUCUUCUUCUUCUUUCAAAUUCAAAUGCUUCCAAUGUUUUUUCAUGUUACAUGUCUUUGCUGCAACAUCCAUUUUGUCAGACAAUUCUUCAUUCAACAACUUUCUAGACAGUGCCAAGAGUCCUGAGGUUUUCGAUUGGAUGAUCAGUAUCAGAAGGAAGAUUCAUGAGAAUCCUGAACUAGGUUUUGAAGAAUUUGAGACAAGUGAACUGAUAAGAUCAGAAUUGGAUAAAAUGGAUAUACCUUAUAAGCAUCCAGUUGCAAUAACUGGUGUCAUAGGCUUCAUAGGAACUGGAUUGCCUCCUUUUGUUGCUUUAAGAGCUGAUAUGGAUGCUCUUCCCAUUCAGGAAAUGGUGGAGUGGGAGCACAAGAGUAAAAUAGCUGGAAAGAUGCACGCGUGUGGUCAUGAUGCUCAUGUUGCCAUGCUACUUGCUGCUGCAAAGAUUCUCAAACACCAUGAAAAAGAUAUACAAGGAACUGUUGUUCUUGUUUUCCAACCAGCAGAGGAAGGAAAUGGAGGGGCUAAGAAAAUUGUAAAUUCUGGAGCAUUAGAAAAUGUUACUGCUAUCUUUGGUUUGCAUAUUGCUCCUGAACUACCAGUAGGAGAAGUGGCCUCUAGGUCUGGUCCAAUAUUGGCAGGAAGUGGCCGCUUUGAAGCAAAAAUAAGUGGAAAAGGAGGCCAUGCUGCUCUUCCUCAACACUCUAUAGAUCCCAUUUUGGCAGCUUCCAAUAUGGUUAUUAGCUUACAGUACCUUGUUUCUCGUGAAGCCGAUCCUUUAGAUUCACAGGUUGUGACAGUUUCAAAGUUCCAAGGAGGUAGUGCAUUCAAUGUCAUUCCAGAUUAUGUCACAAUUGGUGGCACCUUCCGAGCUUUUUCUAAACAAAGCUUCAACCAUCUGAGACAGCGGAUUGAACAGAUUAUUAUCGGACAAGCUGCUGUGCAUAGAUGCAAUGCAAUUAUAGAUUUCCUGGAUGAAGUGAAGCCUGGCUAUCCUCCAACUAUAAACAAUGGUGACUUGCAUGAGGAUUUUGUGAAUGUUGCAGUGAAUAUGCUUGGUAUCAAUAAAGUUAAUAGUGCCGUGACACCAUCCAUGGGAGCUGAAGACUUUUCUUUCUAUCAAGAGGUGAUGCCUGGUUACUGGUUCUGGCUUGGUGUGCAGAAUGCUUUGCAUAAACGGUUGGAGUCAUUACAUUCACCUUAUCUAGAAAUCAAUGAAGAUGGACUCCCAUAUGGAGCUGCACUUCAUGCAUCAUUAGCUUCUAGUUAUCUUCUAAAACAUCAGCAAAAUGUACCUGGUGUUGAGAGAAGAUAUCAUGGUGAAAUAUAAAUGUUAGUGAACAUUUGGUUUAUGUUGGAAAAUUAGAAGGUUAUAUUGAGAUUGUGAAGAAUUUAGGAGGAGAGGAUAUUUGAGAGAAGGAAAUUUUUUAUUGCUGAAUAGAAUACAUAAAUUCUUAUUUACUUCCUUCUUAAGGGAAAGUUCUACGUACCAUAAUAAGUUAUUCAAGCCACUUCAAGAAAGAGUUGUAUAUAACUGAUUAAAACCCUGUUGUCUGUUGUUGUUUAGGUUGUACAACUUGUAUCACUUUGAGCUUUUAUCAUAAUCAAGAAAUGCCUCAGCCCAAA